AUGGCGUAUUCUGAAAGAUUUACUUUAGAGCAAGCCAAACAAUUGAUAAUUGAUAAUUCUAGUGACGAAGAGAGUAUUAGUGAGCAUGAAGAGAUUACUGAUUAUUCGGAUGUAGAAUUUACUGACGAAAAAGGAAAUGAACCUUUUCUCGUUGAAGACAGCGCCGACGAUGAUGAUGAAAUAAAAUAUACACUUCAGAGUUCAAAUGUACAAAAUGACAGCUCUAAUUCAGAUCUAGGCUCUUCCGAUGAAAGCAAUGAUAAUGAAAAAAGCAAAACAUUUGUAUCUAAAUGUGGAAACAUAGUCUGGCAAAAUGAACCAGUUUACAACAAAUGUGGAAGGCGUGGUAGAAAAUCAAAUGAUGAAAAAGAAAAGAAUCAGGCUCAAAGAGUUGUGUUAGAUUUGUCAGAAAACUUAAAAGGUUCAGGAAGAAAUAUUACGUGUGAUAACUUUUUCACAAGUUUGUCUCUUAUCCAGAUGUUGAAAAAAGAAAAGCUUACUUUAUUAAGGACAAGUAGGAUUAACUUUGGCCACAAGGAUGACUUGGUAGAGACAAAGAUUCCUGCUAUACUCAGCAAAUCCGGCAGAUGUCAUGCUUGUCCUAGAAUAAAGGAUAAGAAAACAGCACUAAAAUGUUCAAAGUGCAACAAACCAACAUGUAGAGAUCAUGUUUUUAUGAUAUGUAGGAAUUGUUCUACAAAUUGA
Molecule: messenger RNA, 705 nt
Organism: Helobdella robusta
Lineage: Eukaryota; Metazoa; Annelida; Clitellata; Rhynchobdellida; Glossiphoniidae
Exons: 4
Coding region: 1-705 (234 amino acids)
Source: RefSeq, a predicted model, not a curated record